Molecule: messenger RNA, 957 nt
Organism: Bufo bufo (common toad)
Lineage: Eukaryota; Metazoa; Chordata; Amphibia; Anura; Bufonidae
Product: olfactory receptor 5V1-like
Exons: 1
Coding region: 1-957 (318 amino acids)
Biological process (GO): G protein-coupled receptor signaling pathway
Cellular component (GO): membrane
Molecular function (GO): olfactory receptor activity; G protein-coupled receptor activity
Source: RefSeq, a predicted model, not a curated record
AUGAAAUGGUUGAACUGGACAUCAGAGACGGACUUUACUCUGGCUGGUUUAUCAAGUGAUGAAACAGUUCAGUCCUUUCUCUUUGUCAUAUUCUUCCUGUUAUACCUCAUGUCACUGUGUGGAAAUCUCACCAUUGCCACAACAAUAUGGGUGGAAAAAAAACUUCACACACCGAUGUAUUUCUUUUUGGGUAACCUUUCCAUUCUGGACAUCUGCUAUUCCUCAGUGACUGUGCCCAAGUUGCUAGUGAGUCUUACAGGAGGGAGUUCGGAGAUCUCAUACAGAGGGUGCAUGGCUCAGCUCUAUUUUUAUGUCUCCUGUUGUAGCACAGAGUGUUUGCUUCUCUCAGUAAUGGGAUUUGACAGAUAUGUGGCUAUAUGCAAUCCGAUGCACUACACAACAAUUAUGAACAAACAAAAGUGUGUCAAAUUAGCCACCGGUUUCUGGCUCACUGGCUUUCUAACCUCAAUUAUACAUACUAUCUUCACAGCCCGUUUACCGUACUGCAAGUCACAUGAGAUUUCUCAUUUCUUCUGCGACCUCCCACCAAUGCUAAAACUUGCAUGUUCUGAUACUUUCCCUAACAAACUACUCAUACUAACCGCUGGAGGAUUUUUAGGUCUCAGCUCUUUUUUUCUCACUCUGGUAUCCUAUAUCCAAAUAAUCUCAGCCAUCCUAAAAAUUCACACUAAAGUGGGUAGAAGCAGAGCAUUUUCUACGUGUGCAUCUCAUCUCAUUGUUGUCCUCAUCUUCUUUGGAAGUAUAAGCUUCAUGUACAUGAGGCCAACGUCAAGCUAUUCACUGGAGCAAGACCAGCUUGUAUCUCUUCUCUAUGCUGUAGUCACCCCUGCCGUAAAUCCAAUUAUCUAUAGUCUAAGGAAUAAAGAGGUGAAAAAUGCCAUGAAAAGGACAAUAAAUAAAAUUUAUUAUUUAAAAGUGUAUAUGGCAAAUAUGUAG